Molecule: messenger RNA, 573 nt
Organism: Sphenostylis stenocarpa
Lineage: Eukaryota; Viridiplantae; Streptophyta; Magnoliopsida; Fabales; Fabaceae
Source: the annotation of a GenBank genome assembly
AUGAAGGAAGGAGGUGGUAGAAAGCAGGGUGCAGCCUCACCCUGUGCUGCAUGCAAGCUUCUAAGAAGAAGGUGUGCUCAGGAUUGUGUUUUUGCUCCAUAUUUUCCAGCAGAUGAACCCCAAAAGUUUGCAAAUGUUCACAAGGUCUUUGGUGCUAGCAAUGUCAACAAGAUGCUUCAGGAUCUACCAAUGCAUCAACGAGGGGAUGCAGUGAGUAGCAUGGUGUAUGAAGCGAAUGCCAGAGUGAGAGACCCUGUUUAUGGGUGUGUUGGGGCAAUCUCUUCUCUUCAGCAACAAAUUGAUGUGCUACAGACCCAAUUGGCCCUGGCCCAGGCUGAGGUAGCCCACCUUAGGGUGAGACAAAAUAGGUGUUUUUUCAAUCAUGGGCCUACGCCCACCAGCCCAACCAAUAGUGGGUUUCCAUCAUCCAAGACCUUGGACUCACAUUCCAAGCCUAUUUUUGACAUGGAUAUGGUGGUGGACCAGGGCAGCUAUGAUGUGGUGGUGCCGACGGUGGGCAGCCACCGUGGGGAUGGAGGAGCUGUGGUGGAGGCCGUUCGCCCGCUUGAUUAA